Messenger RNA from Limulus polyphemus (Atlantic horseshoe crab), 1454 nucleotides. RefSeq names its product iroquois-class homeodomain protein irx-3-like. The transcript is spliced from 2 exons. Gene Ontology annotation, molecular function: DNA-binding transcription factor activity, RNA polymerase II-specific; RNA polymerase II cis-regulatory region sequence-specific DNA binding. The record is from RefSeq and is a predicted model, not a curated record. Bases 184 to 1179 code for a protein of 331 amino acids. NCBI's taxonomy places the organism in Eukaryota, Metazoa, Arthropoda, Merostomata, Xiphosura, Limulidae. Gene Ontology annotation, biological process: regulation of transcription by RNA polymerase II.
UAACGCAUCACAGCGGUAUGUUAUACUGUGUUCGUCUCUCUGCCGCGAAGGUUGUUGUUUAUGCUAAUAGUGUCAGCUGCAUCUUGUGGUGUCAGUUUCUCAGGUCAUUCCCUGAUUUCUUCAAGUGGCUUGUUGGUACCAUAACCUGUUGAAAUAACUCCUUGGAAGGAACCCGUCACGACGAUGAAGUCCAAGAAAGUUAGAGAGACGAGCCAGAUGCAGAUCUAUGGCGAUUCCAUGCCCUAUCCUUCUUACCAUCAAUCAGAAUUGAAUUCCAGAAAACGUCGAGGAAACUUACCCAAAGAGUCUGUCAAAAUCCUGAAAAUGUGGCUUUACGAACACCGUUAUAAUGCUUACCCUUCAGACGAGGAAAAAAUGUUACUUUCGAAAGAAGCCAAUCUUAGUAUCUUACAAGUUUGUAAUUGGUUUAUCAAUGCUCGGCGUCGUAUCCUACCAGACAUUAUACGCAAGGAAGGCCAUGACCCUCUUCUGUAUACAAUUACCAGAAAGACGUCUCAUAAAAGACAAGGAUUGUACCAAUCACCAGACCUAAACACUUUGGAGACCUUGGAGAAGGAUAAACUUACAAAACCAGACACUCAAUAUUUAACGCCAAUUAACAACACAACAGUUGGUGAUUUCGAAUGUGAGGGUAGCUUCAGCGAUGGAUGUGCUGAUGAACACUCCAUUUUGCCAUCUUCACAGAAUGACAUGGCUUGUUCUUUAAAACUCGGGAAACGAUGGACUUACGGUCAUGAACGAGAUAUGAUUUCUCGAAAAUUUAAAUCGCCGUCUGUUUCUCAAAUUAAUUCCAGUGUACGUUCUAACAUCCAAACUGUUAAAAUGUCUUGUAAAGAAGUGAAAUCAUCAUUCUCAGUCCAACUUCCUUUCGUGACGAUAACUGCCUCUUCUGGAGUAUUUACUUCAUCCACAUUAGCAUGUUUUACUGGUUCUCCAAAGUUUGAAACACUUUCUGUUCCGGAUGAAGCCAAAUUUCGAAAUCCAGAUCCAAACAAACGUAGAACUGACACACCAAACAAAUGGAUAUACAACGCUUCUCAGCUAACGUAUCACGGAACCAAUAAAGAGGAUCCUUUUCGAUGUCUUAAUCUGUUGGUAGACGCUGCUGUUGAAGAACUAGAGAAGCGCGAAAUAAAAAACAAUGCUGCACAUUUAUGAUGAAACAUCAAGUUAUGUCAUUAUUGCAUAAUGUGCCUUUAAGUGUAUAUGUAUUGUAUAUCAAACAGUGUGGAUAUUACGCAAAUCGCUGGUAGAACGACGAUACCAGAAGAAAACAAUGCAUUGGACUACGAUGUCGAAGUUACUAAAAGUGUCAAAGUAUUGUGACAUGUUCUCCGUGAUUGAUAAACGGUUUUUAACAAAUCAAGAAAUUAGCACUUAUAUUUAAACGUUUGGCUUUUAUCCUUUAGAGAUUUUUGAAAGGAGUCUAAAGG